GUGAUCGUCUCGAACGGACGUGUCUGUGGAUGGACACUCAUGUGGUCGUGCUUUGAGCAAAAGAGCAGGUCCUGUUUAUGAGCUGAUGUGCUAAUACCACCCAGGGAAAACGAAGAAGACAAAGUGUGUGCCAGUGUGUAUGUGUGUGUUUUUUUGGAGUGAAAUUUAAAAGUGCAAUGAAUAAAAGCAACCGCACGAAUGCCGCACGGAAGACAACGCUGAUGGCUUAAAUUUCCCUGUGACCUAAUAAAAGUUUCGAUUCGCUGAGUGUGUGGUGGAAGUGGUGGAAAAAGUUCAGCAGUGUCAUUUCAUUUUGUGACCUCAUAAUUCCUAAUUAUUAUGUGCAAAAGCCAAAGUUGUUGUGUUGUGUUGUUAACGCGACUGCUCGAAUGAAAAUACUCGAACCCACCAAGAAUGCCAGUACCGAAGUUUGGCCAGCGCUGAAAGCGACCGCAACCACAAGCGCAGCUGUGCGAGAACGAUAGACCUCGGACGAGGGAGGGAUUUACAACCUUCUUCAAUAUUUAUUGCCUACUUUGAGCGGGACGAGCCGUUUUGAAUUUGCAUCGUCAGCAUGACCACGGCGCAGGAAAGCCGUUCCGCCGCUCGAGCCCGUAAGCGAAGAAAAAGGAUUCACACCGGUUUGAGGUCACCGGUGCCACUGGGUUUCGUUGUGCUGCUGGUAGGCCUCACGGUAGGAGGAGGACCCACCCCCGGCUCGGCCGCACCUUCCCUGUCCGCCAAAUCGUGGCCCUCGAUGAAGACGUACGACAUUUGGGGAGCGCCAGCGGGCCACCAGCAGGACCCGGAGUCAGGGGCAAGGUCGAGCGAUUCCUUUGACCUAGUUACGAACCGGUACGGCAACGGGACGGCAACCGGUUCCGUGCGGCGCAGCCGGUACAGCUACGGCGAAUCGACCGGUGUCGCUUCCUUCUACGGUGACGCAAGCAGCCGGCAGCAGGGCGGCACAAGACGGCGCUCCGGGAAAGUGCUGAACUUCCUGCCGGUACCGGUCGAUGACGAAUGCCUGUCGGAUGAUGGUCGCCGGACGGGCAUGUGCAUGAACGUGUACGAGUGCCGCAUAGGGGGCGGAACGGCACGGGGCCAAUGUGCACUCGGCUUCGGCGUGUGCUGUGUGUUCGUUGCCACCUGUAACGAGGAGAUUGUGAACAACAUUACCUACUUUGUGUCGCCCUCGUUCCCCGGCAUCGUGCCGAAGGAUCUGGGCAGCUGCAAGCUGAAGAUUAAGCUGAUGAAUCCCGACAUCUCGCAGCUCAAGUUUGAUUUCAUCCACUUCGCGCUGGGUCAACCGAAUCGACGAACGGGGGUGUGUGAAGGCGACCUGUUCCGGCUGAUCGGAGGCAUCAGUCCGUUUGAUCUGUGCGGACAAAACUCGGGCCAGCAUCUGUACUACGAUUUGAACCCGAAAAGUCGCGCCGAGGAGCCGAUUGAGCUGGAGAUGAACUUUGCUUCCCGGUCGUUCGCACAGCGGCUGUGGGAGAUUCGUGUGUCACAGAUCCCGUUCAGUCAGCGGUCGCCGAGCGGAUGCAUGCAGUACUACACCGGAUCGGAGGGUCUGAUACAGACGUUUAACUUCGCGGAGAAUGGGCGGUAUCUAGCGAACCAAAACUACCGUGCCUGUAUCCGGCAGGAGAAGGGUAUGUGCUCCGUAUCGUACGAACCGUGUGAUGAUCAAUCGUUUCGGAUUGGAUUGCCGGGUUCGGGCGGACAGGGAGCACCGGGAGGAGCAGGAGGAGGCCCACUAGGGGGCAUCGGAUCGCCAGGAGGAUCGGCGGGACCAACCACCGGAACUGGACCGUUUUCCGAUCCAUCGUUAGCGGAUGAUCCUCUUGCCCCGGCAGCCGAUAUCCCAGUGGAACCUUCCCCAGUUGCAGAUCCAAUCGUGGAAGCACCAUCUCCAGAAGCACCAGCGGCCGAUUUGGAAACGGCAGCCGAUGAACCAGUUCCGGCAGAGGAAGAUCCCGAUGUUGCUGCCGAUGAGCCAGCGGCGGAUGAGGAAGGAUCUGGAGGUGGCGGUGGUGGAUUCUUUGAUGGGUUUUUCCCAUCGUUUUUCUCUCGUAGCAUCUUUGAUGAGGAAGAAGAACAUAUCAAAGCUCCGAAAAAACGCAAAGGUAAGGCAAUGUCACGUGCCGACUGGCACGCUCGUCAGUUCGAGGGCAUCAACUGUCUCGAUCGGAUCACAUUACCGUGCAUCGUGGAGGACUUCAUAGGCGUAGGGAUGGGUGAUUUGCCCAGCUGCCGACCGGUACACUGUGGUAACUCGCUGUGCCCGCCGGGAGUUUCACCGUGCCGGGUGGAGACGUCCGUUACACCGUUUCGGCUCGGAAUACACUUUGGCGAGGGAAUCGAUCGAGGUAGUCCGGAAGAUAAUAUCGGCGCGUGUAUCCGGUACAAUCAAAUUCCUUGUGCGGGAUAGACUGUGUGAGUGAGUGCUUCGUGAUUUGUACAGGAAGAAGAAGCGGCGAGAAGUCUGUAAAAAAACUAGGUUGUAGCUGUGUGUGUUUGUAGACUGGGUGGGGAGUGUGCUGAAUGUAUUUAUUUGCCAUGAACGAGUGCGAUGAAAAUGUAGGUUAGUACACGUGUAGACAGUAAAAGGUACGUAGAAGAAGAGAAGUAUUAGGUUACUGUGCAAAUCGUCAUGCGACUUGGUUCGAUUGCACUGCAUUUCAUUAAUUCUUCAUCACAUCACUCUUCUUAAUACGAAAAUGCAUUAUAGAAUAGAUCUCUACCACUGCACCACUCGAUUAGUAAUGUACUGUCCUGCACUGGAGGUUUCAGUUGAACGUAUAUUCAGAGUUCCUAUCGAAAGGAACUCGUCCAAUAGCCUUGACACUGGCUGUACCAUAAUUUAUUAUAGAAAUAAACAAACAA
Anopheles merus is the source of this 2892-nucleotide messenger RNA. RefSeq lists its product as uncharacterized. The transcript has 5 exons. The coding region runs from base 575 to 2437 and encodes 620 amino acids. Lineage: Eukaryota; Metazoa; Arthropoda; Insecta; Diptera; Culicidae. The record is from RefSeq and is a predicted model, not a curated record.